CAAAUCAUAAAAUAAAAAUCGAUUCUUUCGAGAAUUGAAAAAAAAAAAUUACGGUUGGAAAAGUUGGGUUGCUAAAUCUUACCGGUCUCUCGCCUCUCUUUUCAUCUGAUUCCACAGUGACAUGAACAACAACGCCACGCGUCUAUUCCUCUUCUUGAUUCUUUCCCACGAAACCCUUUCACCAUUUCGUCCUAAGCCAGAAGAAAUCGAGCGACUUUGGGGCUCUCGGUGAUGUUUUCGUUGAUGGGUUUCGUUUUCGUGUCCGGGUUUGUGCUGGGGAUUCUCGCGAUCGUGGCGGCGGAAGCGGCGGGCCUCGUUUAUCUGGUGAGGCGAUUGAGUCGGAGAAAAGAUCUGUCGGAAUCAAAUCUCGAUCCCGGUCAAUCUUUCAAGGAUCUCGAUCCUCGCCAGUCCGUCGAUUUCUGUCUGAACAAACAGGGAGCGAUCUGGGUUUUGGAGUUCGAUGAAAGUUUGAAGAAGUGGACGAAUGACAAGUUACCGAAAGAGCAAAAGAGAAGGAAAGACUUUGUAGAAGUACAUCCUGUUCGAAGAUUUGCCCGUAUCAAGGAGCACAAGCUUAUCUUGUCAGAUGCUGACGGCUCUCAGACUACUGUUCCUUUGAAAGGCUGCUCUGUCGAGGCCGUUUCAGCGACUGGGCUCCAGUCCCGAAAAUGGGCUAAAAAAUUUCCUAUAAAAGUUGAAAGUAAGACUUCAGCCUUAUACAAGGGAAGCCAGAUGUUCUGUAUCUAUCUCGAGACUUCAUGGGAGAAGGAGGCAUGGUGUAAAGCCCUUCGUCUUGCUGCUUGCGAGGAUCAGGAAAGGCUUGUUUGGUUCGGCAAAUUGAAAAACGAGUUCCGUGAUUACCUGAAUUCACUCAAUGCUGCAUAUCCUUCGUUUAUGAAACCAUCAGUCGGGUUCAGUGUUGAAUCAUUGGACAAGGGGAAUAAGACCGAUGGUUCUUCAUCAAAGGUCCGUCUUUUCUUGAAGAAAUUUCAAAGGAAGUACUCAAAUAAGACAAAUUUGCCGAACCCGUCAAGCCGCGAAGAUCGAAAGGCCUCUGUCCGUCCUAAUCAAGAUUAUCAAUCUGGUUCCGGUUCGGGAAAGAGUAUACCCACAAAGAAGACACCGGAUAAUACGGCAGAGGAAACUGAUGUGCCGAUCUUCUCACGUUCUGGAAGCCAUAGCAGUCAUAUUUCUGGUGUUUCUGAGGUUGAUUCCGAAGACAAGUUUUAUGCCGAUGAGGGAACAUUGGCAUGGAAUUUGCUAAUCGCGAGGCUAUUUUUCGAUGGCAAGCAUUAUUCCGGGUUGAAGAACUCAUUGCAAUCACGGAUUCAGCGGACUUUAUCCAACAUGAGGACUCCGAGCUACGUGGGGGAAAUAAUCUGCUGCGGCGUAGACACGGGAAAUCUCCCGCCUUAUAUACACGGUGUAAGGGUUCUUCCGAUGGAGAUGAAUCAGGUGUGGGCGUUUGAGCUUGAUGUCGAAUACUGCGGUGGAGCAGUUCUUGAUGUCGAGACACGUGUCGAAGCCCGUGACAUGGAACUGCAGAAGGGAAUGCAGGGAUCUGUAGAGGAUGUCUCCCCGGAAAUCCUCCUCGAGGGUCUCGAAGAUUUCGAAAAGGAGUUAGGUAUCCCCGUAGAAACUGUCGUUGCGCAAGAGCUGAAGGUCGGUGACACCAAAUCAGACGGAGAAUCCAAAGGCUCAAAGGGUUCGAAAGCAGCUCCGAAUAAUGUCUCUAGGUGGAAAUCUAUCCUUAAGAACAUCGCUGAUCAAGUUUCCCAGGUUCCUAUCUCGUUGUCAAUUAGGGUUUCCUCGCUUCGAGGAACGUUGCGGGUACAUAUAAAGCCGCCUCCUUCAGACCAGUUAUGGCUUGGUUUCACAAGCAUGCCCGACAUACAAUUCGAUCUCGCUUCUUCUGUCGGGGAACACAAGAUCACCAGCAGCCAUGUCGCCUUGUUCUUGAUCAGCCGAUUCAAGGCAGCUAUACGGGAAUCUAUGGUACUUCCGAACUGCGAGAACGUAGCCAUUCCAUGGAUGUUAGCCGAAAAGGACGACUGGGUCGAUCGCAAAGUCGCUCCUUUCAUGUGGCUGAAUCAAGAAACCGGAAGUGAUCGUGAUAGCUUCGAAGCUGCGGAGAUGAAACUCAAAGCCGAAUUUAACAAGGCGGCAGCAUCAGCAUCGGGAGCUUCCCCGAAUCUUCAAGCCGAGCAAACGCAGAAGGUCGCGAAUGUCGCAGAAGCGGCAUCAUCGGAUUCUACUGCUAUGGUUAUACGUGACGACAGAUCCUUGGAUGAACUGAAGACUCCGUUACUCGGAAGCAGCGGCGAGAAGGACGAGACAACGAAAGGACGAGAGAGUAUGGGGGAAAUCUCGAGUCAUCCAUCGCCGUCUAGGUCGAGCGAGGAGGAUGAAUCGAGGUUGAAGAAGGUUGGAAGACGAGCGAGGAUGCUCGAUCUCGGCAAGAAGAUGGGGGAGAAGCUGGAAGAGAAGAGACGGCACAUAGAAGAAAAGAGCAGGCACAUCGUCGAGAAGAUGAGAGGACCUCAGUGAUGAACACCGAAAAGGUUCCAGAUUUAGGGAUACGACCAAAAACUGAUUAGAAAUCGGUACUGUCGGUACAUGUACAGUUCAUUUGAGUUACCCAUUUAUCAUUUGUUUGGUAAUGACCACUUCACGUUAGCAGUUUCAGAGUCUUAUUCUUU
Messenger RNA from Tarenaya hassleriana, 2699 nucleotides. Its product is annotated as testis-expressed sequence 2 protein. Gene Ontology annotation, molecular function: lipid binding. The record is from RefSeq and is a predicted model, not a curated record. The transcript is spliced from 6 exons. Bases 232 to 2547 code for a protein of 771 amino acids. Gene Ontology annotation, cellular component: endoplasmic reticulum. NCBI's taxonomy places the organism in Eukaryota, Viridiplantae, Streptophyta, Magnoliopsida, Brassicales, Cleomaceae.